This is a messenger RNA of Hydatigera taeniaeformis, 540 nucleotides long. Lineage: Eukaryota; Metazoa; Platyhelminthes; Cestoda; Cyclophyllidea; Taeniidae. The record is from the annotation of a GenBank genome assembly.
AUGAUUCCGCAGCCUGUAAAGCCCUGCCUACCCCCGCCUAUGUGGAAUCCACCACCAUGCAAGUUUUCAUUCUGUCCUCAGCCUGUGGAACAGUUAUUAUGGUCUCCUAUGGUGAAGUCUAAACCCCCGUACAAGGUGGUAUUUACAUCGCAACCUGCAACAAAAUGUCAGUGCUUAAAUAUGCUGAAGUCAAGUUUUCCAACUGAGGUUUUACUCACUGCACAACCUGUAAAGAGUUGUCCUUGUUCACCUGCGUUCAAGGCACCGCUAGAUACUCAAGUCUUAUUCACCUCACAGCCAGUAAAGGAGAGUUCAUGCUCGUCUAAGUUGGAGUCGGAACCCACGAGCGAGGCCAUCUUUACAUCCCAAUCUGAAAAGGUCUGCCCAAAUUCUGGCGAGUUGAAGGAGGAGUCCAUCAGCGAAGCUGUUUCGGAACCAAGUCUUUCAAAAGAGUCUCAACAUUCUACUGAAUCUGAAGAUCUUGACGAAAUUCUUGCUGCUCUCUUUAAGUUAUAUUUUCUUUUCUUGAAGACGAAGUAG